Molecule: messenger RNA, 1461 nt
Organism: Populus nigra (black poplar)
Lineage: Eukaryota; Viridiplantae; Streptophyta; Magnoliopsida; Malpighiales; Salicaceae
Product: large ribosomal subunit protein uL3m
Exons: 5
Coding region: 204-1166 (320 amino acids)
Biological process (GO): translation
Cellular component (GO): ribosome; mitochondrial large ribosomal subunit
Molecular function (GO): structural constituent of ribosome
Source: RefSeq, a predicted model, not a curated record
CAUACGGUGCCGUUUGUUUAUCUCCUCCCCGAUCCCAAAACCCUACACUACAACAGCGCCAAGCUCCUUAAUCCCCAUUUUCACUUCACAGCAUGCUUCAAGAAAAACGAUGCUCUCUUCUUCUUCUCGUCGCCGUCUUCUUCUUCUCUGCUGAAGAAUAUUGAUCUCUCUAUAAAGUAAAUAUUAGCUAGAAAUAGUAAAACAUGCCGGCCUUAUCGAGAGGCCUCAUCUCUCGUCUCCAUCAGAUACUGUCACUCAAUUCAAGAACAACACAGUCAGCUUCACCUCCAAUAGCAACAACACAGUUGUACCUCUUGAGAAGAUUUAGCAGUGAUGCUCUGGUUGACGGUUCUGAGAUUCAGUACCAACAACCAAGCCGGAUCAUUGAAGCAAAACCGGGUGUAAUGACCCCGAAUUCAAAGCGAACCGGAGUGAUUGCGGUCAAAUGUGGAAUGACUGCUCUUUGGGAUAAAUGGGGUGCUAGGAUUCCCAUUACUGUCUUAUGGGUCGAUGAUAAUAUUGUCUCUCAAGUUAAAACUGUUGAAAAAGAAGGCUUUUUUGCUUUACAGGUUGGUUGUGGGCAGAAGAAAGAGAAGCAUUUGACGAAGCCGGAAGUGGGUCAUUUUAGAGCUCAAGGUGUCCCCAUGAAGAGGAAAUUAAGGGAGUUUCCUGUUACUGAAAAUGCUCUUCUUCCUGUUGGUACUUGCAUUGGUGUUCGACAUUUUGUUCCUGGUCAAUUUGUUGACGUCGCUGGAAUCACUAUGGGCAAAGGUUUUCAGGGUGGUAUGAAAAGGCAUGGGUUUAAAGGAGGGCCAGCAAGUCAUGGUGCAUCCCUAUCACAUCGAAGUAUUGGUUCUACAGGUCAGAGGGAUGCUCCCGGGAAGGUAUUUAAAGGCAAAAAGAUGCCUGGGCGCAUGGGUGGAGUGCAGAGAACGGUUAAAAAUGUUUGGGUCUACAAAAUAGAUCCAGCAAGGAAUCUGAUGUGGGUGAAAGGCCAAGUCCCUGGCGCUGAAGGGAACUUUGUGUUCAUAAAAGAUUCUGUUUUCAAGAAACCUGAUAUUCAGAUACUUCCAUUCCCAACUUACUUUGAAACAGAAGAUGAUGAUAAUUCAGAACCUCUAGUUGCCGAUCUUGGUGAAGUAGAUCCAUUUAUGGUUGCAGAUUGAUUGAUAGUAGCAAAAGCAGGUUUCCUCUUGUCAAGUUUAAUUGCCUUGCAGUCACCAUUUUUUGGUGAACACGUUUAAGUGUGAUGGGCUUAUUAUGCUCAGAGCAAUCAACGGAGGCUGUUAAUGCAGUUCUUUAUUUUUAUUUUUUUGCCGAGGGACUGGAGGUGAAGGGCUUGUGAUUUUGUCAUCGAGAGGUUUAACACCUUUGUUUUUUUAUCCUUUCAAGGGGAUUUUGUCUCAAAUAAAUAUAGGAACUUAUGAAUGCCUGAAAUGUUAGUUAACAUUCAUUGUAAAA